UCAAUGCAUGCAAUAUAGCGCUCAGCACUGCGUCUGCGCACAACUCAACACAUCAUAACAAACACAUGCUUUCAAAUCCAUCACACAAUUAACACAUCCACUCACCACUCAGUGUCGCCCAAGACAUCACUUCCAACACAUCCACUCUCACCGACAAGCCAUGCGUCCGCUCACCGACGACGAGACUGUAGUGCUCUUUGAAAAGCUCACCAAAUAUAUCGGUGAUAACGUACGGCUACUCAUCUCAAGACCCGAUGGGAUGUACUGUUUUCGUCUGCAUUGCGAUCGCGUCUACUAUUGCAGCGAAGAUAUGAUUAAAUUGGCGUCAAAUAUAAGUCGAGACAAUUUGAUCUCUUUUGGCACGUGUUUCGGCAAAUUCACCAAAAGUAAGAAAUUUCGACUUCUGAUGACAGCACUGGACUUCUUGGCCCCGUAUGCGAAGCACAAAGUAUGGCUCAAACCCAACGCCGAGCAGCAGUUUCUUUACGGCAAUCACGUAUUGAAGUCAGGUUUGGGUCGCAUAACGGAAGGGACGCCACAAUAUCAGGGCGUUAUUGUCUACUCGAUGAACGACUUGCCUCUGGGCUUUGGUGUUGCGGCCAAAUCGGCCCUCGACUGCCGUAUGGCUGAUCCCAUGACGAUCGUGAUGUUCCACCAAGCUGAUAUUGGCGAGUAUCUUAGAAAUGAAGACAAUCUCACAUAAUUUGUGGAACCAAUUCCUCUUCACUUUGUUUUUUAAUUUUGUUGACAAAAGUAUUUUCAAUGAACUAUUUUAUUGUAUAUUUAAAUAUUUAAAGAAUUGUGUUUUAAAGUCCGAAAUCAUACAAAAUAUGUUGCUUUCUUACAUGUAUUUAAAUAAUAAAUGAAUGCAUAAAAUAUUAACAAAA
Medioppia subpectinata is the source of this 887-nucleotide messenger RNA. The record is from the annotation of a GenBank genome assembly. NCBI's taxonomy places the organism in Eukaryota, Metazoa, Arthropoda, Arachnida, Sarcoptiformes, Oppiidae.